UAAUAAUAAUAAUAAUAGUGUAAAGUUCUAUAUGUAUGUCCGAUCCUAAUUAAAUUAAGCUAAGAUAAUUGAGAACCAAAAAUUAAUUAAAGAUCUCUAUAUAAAUAGUGUGAUUGGGGUGUGCUAAUCAAAACACGAAACAUAGGAAUUGAAUUUGAGGAAGCUAAGAUAAUUAAUUAAGAAUGUUGAACUGGGGACCAGUGCUAGUGUCGGUGGUGCUGUUUGUGUUAUUAACACCAGGGUUGUUGUUUCAGGUGCCUGGGAGAUCAAGGUGUGUUGAAUUUGGUAACUUUCAAACAAGUGCUGCUUCCAUUCUCAUUCACUCUCUUCUCUUCUUUGGUCUCGUUUGUGUUUUCCUCAUUGCCAUUAGAGUUCAUCUCUACACCGGCUGAAAAUUAUUGGCUAUUUUUA
Arachis ipaensis is the source of this 411-nucleotide messenger RNA. RefSeq lists its product as uncharacterized. NCBI's taxonomy places the organism in Eukaryota, Viridiplantae, Streptophyta, Magnoliopsida, Fabales, Fabaceae. The record is from RefSeq and is a predicted model, not a curated record.